Drechmeria coniospora is the source of this 1815-nucleotide messenger RNA. RefSeq lists its product as uncharacterized. The transcript has a single exon. Bases 1 to 1815 code for a protein of 604 amino acids. NCBI's taxonomy places the organism in Eukaryota, Fungi, Ascomycota, Sordariomycetes, Hypocreales, Ophiocordycipitaceae. The record is from RefSeq and is a predicted model, not a curated record.
AUGGCAUCUUGGACCAUGCCCUACCGGGCAGACACCGUCGAGAGCAACAGGGACUCCGGCUUCUACUGGCAGGACAUGGAGGGCUCCAACGACAUGCAAAACGACUUUUUCGGUCAGUUCGUCGACUUUGGCGGCGACGACGCCUCCACCGCCACCCCAGGCGACGCCUUCAACGACCUCGGCACCAUGUCCGCCGGGCCGGAGCCGCUCUUCGUCAUGGACGACCAGCAGCAGCAGCAAGGCGCCGAGAGCACCGCCUCGUCGGGCGCCUCGACGGCCGACGAGUUCGACUUUCUCUCCAACAGCUCUCACCUGGCACCGUCGGCGCUGGCGACUAGCUACGAGAUCAACCCGAAGAUGGUCACCCUCGGCCCCGAGUCGCACGACGAGGAGGUGGAGGCUCAGCACUAUGGCUACCUCGGCCGCGGCUCCAUGUCCGAGACGGACCUGACGCGGCUCGAGAGCAUCAGCCUGCACUCUCCCCAGAAGACCAAGGCCUCGGUUUCGGACCCGUCCUCGCCGACGCCGCCCAACACCAUCGCGACGGCACGCAAGCCCAAGAAGUUUGUCGAGGCCCUCUCAUCCACAAUCCGCAAGGCGACGACGCUGCGCAAGACGAGAAAGGCGCUUCCGGAGCAAAAGGUGCGCUCGCCGAGCCUCGAGCAGCAGCAACAGCAGCAGCAGCGGCAGCUGCAAUCACCUCUGAAGAUCCCGAAGCAGCGGCGCGGGAGGCCGAACCCCUCCGCCCACGGUCUCCCCCAGUCGCCCCCUGUCCAGCAGCAAAACCCCGGGGGCGCCCAGUUCAUCCACGGAUACUGCGAGGACCCCUUCAACGAAGGUGCGCCGCCGCCGAUGCCCGCGGCCCAGUACUACAACCAGCCGGGCAUCCACACGCCCAUCGAGUCCCCCGGCGUCAAGCUCGAACAGGCCCGGUUUCCAAACGGCUCGGCCGCCCCCGGAGUUCAAGUCCCACCGGCCGCGUCCUGGAUGGCUCAGCAGCAGCAGGUCAUGGCACGCCAGCAGUGGCCAGCCGUCCCGCCCGGCCAGGAUCCGGCAUGGUGGGACCUCAACAUGGUGACGCAAAACGGCGCCGGUGAGUUCGCGAACCACCACCGCAACGCGAGCUUGAACCUCGCGAGCCACGCCCACAGCUCCGGCUUGCCGUACGAGUACUCGGCCAUGCCCGACACCGGCGCGGCCGGGCUGAUGAUCCACAUGCCACAACCACAUCCGUCGCAACCGACCGUCGUCAACGAUCUGACGCUAAACGCUCACACGUACCUACCGCCGCCACCGCCAGCGAUGCCGACGGCACCGGCGUCGGAGCGACCUCACCGCCCACCCCGUGCCAAGUCCUCCGGCGCGCGACAUUUGUCCUGCUCCCCGAUGAGGAAGCAACGAGCACCGUCGGCGUCGCCUACGCCCAAUCAACCGCAAGUCAUCAACGGCCCCCGGUCAAGGCACAGCUCCGGAGGCUCCGUCUCGUCCGUCCGGAGCUCUUCCGGUCGGCUUCCCGGAAGCAUGCCUGGCACCCCUUGCAGCGUUCGCAAGCGCCGAUCUCGGGAUGUGAGCGGGUCCGGCGGCGUGUCCUUUGGUGGCGAUGACGGCUUCGGCGUCGGCUUCGUCAACUUCACUCCGAACGAUGGCUCCGUCCUCAUGACUGGCGUCGCGCCCAGCGGUAGUUCCAAGACCAAGGCUCGUCGCGAGAAGGAGGCACAAGAUCGGCGUCGGCGACUGAGCGAGGCCGCGCUUAAGGCUGUUGCCGCCGCCGGGGGCGACGUCGACAAGCUGCUCGAGCAGGGGUUCACGCUUUGA